ACGCUUAUAAACGUGCUAAUUACUAUUUGUUCUGUUUGUUAUUAAUUUGUUGCGUUCUCUGUUUUUUUGGUUGUUGGUUACACGUUGAAUAAUAGCUAACUUUAAUGGAGCUCGAUAAGGUUACUCCUUACAAGAAAAGCAUUCGAUGGCAAAGUUCGAUUAAAACAAAAUUUCAGUUUUUACCAUGCAAAGCGCCUGGAAUUCCUAAGAAGAUUAAGGAGCCAUUGGUUAAAAACGAACAGAAAUCCGCACAACAAACCGUUUCACUUAUUGCCACCCAGCAUAAGCCGGAAAGAGUGUUCCACUCCGAAAAGCCCGAAUAUUUUACAUCCCAACCAACGUUGUCCCUUGAGGAAGGGGAGGAAUCAGAAGCUAGUCUUCAGUUGGAAGACAUCAACGAGGAUGUAAGUCGCAUAAAACGGCGAGUAAGUCGACUGAAUCACCUUCUAGGCACCAACAUACCAGAAUGUCCGGAUAUCGAUCCCUGUAUGCAUGAUAGUUUACUAUUGAGUGACCGAAUCCACCCUGACAUCCUUCAAAUCGAGAUCUCGAAUAAUAAACUACGCUAUCAACUGAAUGAGCUCAAGUCCGUGAAGAAAUCAGCUGAUCUGGCCAUAAAAAUAGUUCGGGAGGUUUACUGCAGGAACAUGAAACUAUUUGAGCAAUUACAAAAUGGAAUUCAGCAGCUGGAGUCGUUUAUACUAAUGUUUGAGAAACACCAAGGAGUAUGCCUGCAGCGGUUUCGGUUCUUGGAAAAGGAUAAGUGCAGUGGCAGAGAACUCGAGGCAUAUAAUGAGAACAGGGCAGAGAUGACAAAAAGGCUUUUUGUUCAAUACGUGGUCAAGAAUGAUUACGAACCUCUAAGGAAGAAAGCCUUCAAAGUGUUAAGUUACCUAACGCAAGCUUCAGAAUACUUAAAAGAUCACGUAAUAACCGUAAUAAGUACGAAAAAAACUGACAUCUUUCAGAACUUAUGAACUCAAAUAAAAUUUUGUAGUGUAUUUGCCACGGUGGUACCAAUCUAAAGGAAUAAAAUAUAAAGUCCAUCCGAAA
This is a messenger RNA of Drosophila ficusphila, 1053 nucleotides long. RefSeq lists its product as uncharacterized. The coding region runs from base 105 to 977 and encodes 290 amino acids. The transcript has a single exon. NCBI's taxonomy places the organism in Eukaryota, Metazoa, Arthropoda, Insecta, Diptera, Drosophilidae. The record is from RefSeq and is a predicted model, not a curated record.